UUCGGCGUGACGUCACUGGUGUUCCGCUUAGACAUGUGGCUUCACUGUUCGGUUUAAUCGAAUUAGUUUUGAUUUGUUUUGAGAUUCGGGGGUAACUGAGGCACCCAGACAUGAGUCACCAGAAAGGAGACGGGUCAAGGUCGAGGGGGCAGAAGUAUCAGAACACCGCCGCCUAUAAGAACGAUAAAUACGGAGCGACUCCUCAGGUGAAGAAAGCGAACGCGAAGCUCCAUGACGGACUGUGUCAGCGCUGUAAGGAGAUCCUGGAGUGGAAAGUGAAAUAUAACAAGUACAAGUUCCUCACACAAGCUCGCAAAUGUGUUAAGUGUCUGCAGAAGACGGUGAAGGACGCUUAUCACAUCAUGUGCAGAGAGUGUGCGCUCCAACUGCAGCUCUGCGCCAAAUGUGGGAAGAAUGAGGAGGUGGUUAUUCCGCUGGACCAGAAGGAGGAAGAGGAGGUAGAAGAAGAGCAGCCGAAAGGUAGAAGGAAGAAGAAGCGAGAGCCUCAUCAGACAGACGAGGAUGAAGAUGAUUUCGAUGAUGAUGAUGAUGAUUUUGGUGAAAUGGACAGUGAUUGUGAUUCGGAGAAGACAGAGAAAUAAAAAAAAUGGGCCAUGAGCUUGUCGGACAUCGACUGAGGCCCAGUUACAUGAAUGCUCUUCUGACUGAACGGGCACAAAUUCCCACAGACAUACUUCAAAGUCUUGUAAGAAGCUUCUCAGGAAAGCGGCUGAAAAGGUCACACAGCGGUCACUCUGUUUUAAUACUGUUAGUUCUUGACAACUUGGCGUCCGACAAGCUCAUGGUCAGGCGUCCAAAUACUUUCGACAUCUUUUGAUUCCCAGUGCUGGCUUUCUGAUGGACCGAAAUGGACCUGAAGUGCAUGCUGGGAUGUCAUGUGUCACUGUAAGGUUUUUUUUGAAGGUCAGAGCUGAUCGAGCACUUUUCAUCCCUCAUGAGACGUUUAAGGGUGAAGAAAUCAUGUGACGGAAAGUGAAAAUAGCAACGACUGGACGCGCAAUAAAAUGUGUUUUGAAAUGAUGAAA
This is a messenger RNA of Trichomycterus rosablanca, 1046 nucleotides long. RefSeq names its product chromosome 21 C9orf85 homolog (gene c21h9orf85). The coding region runs from base 111 to 602 and encodes 163 amino acids. The record is from RefSeq and is a predicted model, not a curated record. Lineage: Eukaryota; Metazoa; Chordata; Actinopteri; Siluriformes; Trichomycteridae. The transcript has 4 exons.